AGUCAGCCUUGGCACACAGCAGAUGUUUCUAGCUUCUUCAUUUAACACUAGACUCCAAAACCAUAUCGAUCUUACAUAAAAACUGUUAAUGAUAUCUGAACAGCUCAGUAUGGAUGAUCUUCAUCUUCAUCUUCACCUGCAGACAGUCCAACAUGGCGUCUGAUGCGUCUCCUCCAGGUGAUGAUGAGGUGAAGGAGAGGAGGAGGAAGAAGAGGAGGGAGCGGGAGGUGAGGAGGAAGGAGGUACAGGAUGUGGACAUCGAGGAGUUAACAUCCGCUGGUCACAGAGCUCUGCAGGAGGGACGGACUGAAGAUGCUCUGAGCUACUUCAACAACGCUCUAAAGGCUGCAGGACAGCUGCAGGACUCUCGGGUCGUCCGGGCCUGUUCCUUUAACCUUGGUGCAGCCUACGUGGAGGCGGGACAGCCUAAGAAGGGUCUGGACCUCCUGUGUCAGGCUCAGCCUGGUCCGAAGGCCGACCGGCUCCCAGACCUCCAGUUCAACCUGGCCCUGGCCCACAAUGCACUGGGGCAGAGCCAAGAGGCAUCUGCCUACUUCCUGCAGGCAGCUCAGCUGUACAGAUCGCAGGGAGACGGAGGCAGCGAGGGAGACGCCUGCAUGGAGAUGAGCCGCUGCUACAGCAGAGCACAGGACUGGUCUCUGGCGGUUCAGGGUUUCCUGAGGGCUGCAGAGAGUUACAGAGUGGCAGCCAUGUUGGAUUCUGCAGCCACUGCCCUCAAAGAGGCAGGAAGUCACAUGCUCCAAUCAGAUCAGUUCAGUCAUGAUGACAUCAUUGGCGUGCUGGCAGAGUGUCUGAGUUUGACAAACCGCAUCACCGACCCGAGGAUUCUGGGUGAGCUGUACCUGUCAGUGGGCGUGUCUUACUGUCAGCUCAGGUGUUUCCAGGAGGCGGUGCAGUGUUUCCAGCAGGCUCUGGGCCCCACAGCUCAGCAUCCCCCUCUGUUGGCCAAAGUGCUGCACAACCUGGGAGCCGCUCUGAACUCUCUGGGCCAGUUCACACCUGCUGUGGAGUACCACAGGCUGGCUGCUGGACUCUACGGCUCUCUGGGUUACCGUGGCGACCAGGCUCGGUGUUUCAGUAACCUGGCGUUUGCCUGCAGUCAGCUGGGUGAUGAAGAGGAGGCAGCAGAGAGCUUCUUGCACGCUCUGCAGGGAUUCAGAGACACAGAGGACCACAUGGCUCAGGUUCAGGUGUGUGAGUCGUUAGCCGAGUGUUUCCUGAAGCAGAGGAAGCAGCACAAAGCUGUUCAGCUCUACAAACAGGCUCUGACGGCUCUGUCUCACUGCAAGGACAGUUCUGGUGAUGUUCGGGAUCGACUGGUGGAGGGUCUGACGGCAGCUCUGCAGCAGAGCGUGCAGAGGCCACGCCCACCAAGACCACACCCUUUCAGCCCACCUGUCAGACAGCAGAUCAGGAAGAGUGAUGUCACACAGAGUCCAGGCAGAGCGUCCAAUCAGCAGCCACACGAUCAGAGGGGGGAGGGGCAAGGAUCACAGCAGGAGGCCACAGGUAGACAGGAAGCAGCAGAGCAUUCUGGGUCAGCAAGAGAUGGAGCCACUGAGGGACCUGAGUACAUGAACAUGGCACCUGGACUGCACAGUUUAGACCAGUCAGACCAGUCAGACCGGCCUCACACUGACAGUGAAACCUCAUUGGUCCAGGAGGCAGCAGCUCCGCCCACCAGCCCAGGUGGCAUCAGAGAGACCACAGCUCUUGUGGCCAGGUGGAAGUCUCGGUUCUGUUCACUGAUCUUCAAGAGUGUUGAGAGCAUCGAAAACAUAGAGAGCAUCAAGUACAUCAAGAGCAUCAAGAUCAACAAGAGCGUUGAGAAAUUUAGAGCAUCAAGGUUCUUCGGGGUUCUCUGUGGGUUCCUGAACAGAGAACAUGAAGAAGAGAAACAUUCAGAGCUGCUGAUCAGGAUGUCAGGUAACUGGUCCCCCUCUCCCAACACCUCCCAGUUCCCCCCUCUCACAGACUGGGAAGCCCCCACCUUCACCCGCGCUGCUCAGUUCCGCGUCGGAGCCACCUUCAUCCUCUUCCUGUUUGCUGCCUGCAGUAACCUCGCCCUAUUUGCCAGCGUGUGGUGUGGGCGUGGUCGGCGUCUGGCGUCUCACCUGCGGCCGCUAAUGUUGAGCCUGGCGUCAGCUGACCUGAUGAUGACAUUUGUGGUGAUGCCUCUGGAUGCCGUGUGGAACGUUACAGUGCAGUGGUAUGGAGGAGACGUGCUCUGUAAGCUGCUCUGCUUCCUGAAGCUGUUCGCCAUGCACGCCUCUGCCUUCAUCCUUGUUGUCAUCAGCCUCGAUCGCCAGCACGCCAUCCUGCACCCGCUGGACGCCCUGAACGCGCACCGCAGGAACCGACGCAUGCUGCUGCUGGCCUGGAGCCUCAGCCUGGUGCUUGCAUCACCACAGCUGUUUAUCUUCCGGACGAUCAGGGUGGAGGCCGUGGACUUCACUCAGUGUGCCACUCACGGCAGCUUCAGCUACCGCUGGCAGGAAACUGUUUACAACAUGUUUCACUUCAUCACGCUGUACGUCGUCCCCCUGCUGGUGAUGAGCUGCUGCUACAGCCGCAUCCUGCUGCACAUCCACCUGCAGCACCUGAGAGACAAAGCAGGUGAGUCGUACCUGCGUCGCAGUGGCACUGACAUCAUCCCAAAGGCUCGCAUGAAGACUCUGAAGAUGACUGUGGUCAUCGUGCUGUCCUUUGUGGUGUGCUGGACUCCGUACUACCUGCUGGGGAUUUGGUACUGGUUCCAGCCCGACAUGUUGCGUGUCACACCUGAGUACGUACACCACGCCCUCUUCCUGUUUGGGAACCUGAACACCUGCUGCGACCCCGUCAUCUACGGCUUCUACACGCCAUCCUUCAGGGCUGACCUCGCCGCCUGCUGCCGCAGGACGAAGAGUGACGCUUCGCUGCGAUCUCCAGACAGACUGUCUGCCAGGCAGGAUCCUCACAGCGCGGAGCAUGAGGCGGACCCCGCCACCAACAACCAGCCUGCAGGAGACUAACAGUAGCCAAUCAGAGGACAGAAGUUAAAUGAUGUCACAUUUUGUACCUGAACACUGUCAAAGUGUGGAAACUGGAUCAGCUGAAGGCGGAUCAGGACUCUGAGUCUUUCAGCGGGACAAAAACCUCUUUAUUAUGAUUCUGUUUCAGAGAGACUUCAACCAAUUGAUCAGUUUUACAGGAUCGAUUAUUGAUUUUAUUCCCAUUUAGAGUCAUUUGAUCAAAAUAAAAGCAGAUCUGUGAGACUGAUUCUUUUCCUGUAAAUCUGACCUCCACUGGUUUAAAAGAAUACCUCAUCUGCAAAAUGAUCACAUAUAAAACAUUUACUCACCCUGUUACCUUGAAGUCAUGAAGAAACUCGAGAUGUCAGUGUUUCUAUAGUCUCACAUAAAGCUGCUCUGCACUCAAACACCAUUUUAUAUUGUUCUUGGUAGUAGUAGUCAUAGUAAAUGUAAAAAACAGUUGAAUGUUCAUUGUCAAGUUAAAAAUACAUAAACAAGGUUUUCUCCUCACUUCUACAAGAACCCACGUGACCGAUUCAGUUACUGUGUUGUCUAUUUCUCACCUGAAAUGUCUCCAGAAAUAUAUUU
Molecule: messenger RNA, 3623 nt
Organism: Epinephelus moara (kelp grouper)
Lineage: Eukaryota; Metazoa; Chordata; Actinopteri; Perciformes; Serranidae
Product: tetratricopeptide repeat protein 24-like
Exons: 18
Coding region: 114-3035 (973 amino acids)
Biological process (GO): G protein-coupled receptor signaling pathway
Cellular component (GO): membrane
Molecular function (GO): protein binding; protein-hormone receptor activity; G protein-coupled receptor activity
Source: RefSeq, a predicted model, not a curated record